Messenger RNA from Cimex lectularius (bed bug), 1185 nucleotides. RefSeq lists its product as uncharacterized. The record is from RefSeq and is a predicted model, not a curated record. The transcript has 4 exons. The coding region runs from base 59 to 1120 and encodes 353 amino acids. NCBI's taxonomy places the organism in Eukaryota, Metazoa, Arthropoda, Insecta, Hemiptera, Cimicidae.
AGAUUCCAUGGAAACAAUCUGAAAAUAAUAUUUUAUAAGUUAAGGUAAAAUUUACACAAUGUUCCCUAAAAGUGCAGCAGCUAAGAAAGAAGAUCAAGUUAGAUGUUUUUUAUCAAAACAAGACAAGAUGCACAGCCCACCAAAAGAUUCUUCAGUAAGAGAUAACGAGUUAAGGAAAUAUAGAACUACCCUUGGUGAGCAGAAGCCAAUAAAAGGAUUUUCAAAAAGUAUUUCGGUUGAUAGGGAAAACAAUGAGAAAUCGCCUGAAGCACGAAGGAAAUGUGUAAAGAAAGAAGUAGUCGUCUCUAAUGAUGACGAUUUUGAAGGAAAAGAAAAAACUCUCCAGUGGCUUCAGCAGCAUGGAUUUUGUCAAAGUCCUGAAGUUCAAGAAGACACUUUUUGUGAGUACAUCCCGCCGCAGAAGACAAGAGAAAAAAGAAAAACAUUCUCUUCGGUGAAUAUGGUGAAACCACCGGAAGUUUCUUUAAAUUUCCUGGAUAGUAAAAGCCCUGCGUUGAUGGGUAAAAAUUUUAAGUUGGAUAGCCUUAAACAAGAAGUCCCGUCAAACCGUGGUGUGUUAAACCCACCAUUGGUUAUGUCCAACCGAGCUGUUAAUCAUUUAGGGAGCAGUAAAAAAGAACUGCCCAGUCGAAUGAGAUGUCCUGCGAUUCCAAAAGAGGUUAGCCUUCUCAGGAAAAUAAAACAACCAUCGAAAAAAGAGUCAGAAAAAAACAAAACAAAGCCGACUGGAAAAGUUGCAAAGAUUAAAAUGACCAGUCCCGUUGACGAAAUGAAAAACUUUGAUGCCAUAAACAAAAUGGUGAGCAAUAUUGACAAGUCGGUAAGCGACACCCAGCAGGAAAUCUCGUCGAUGGCGAAAAAUAAUAAAAACGGCCAGAUCAACAAGACUUACCAAGAAAUCAUGAAUUCAAUUAGUUCAAUCAAGGCAAGCAUAAGAUCAACACAAGGGUCAUCGUCAUCCCUGGAUCCUUCGACAAGCGUGAAGAAAUCCAAAGAUUUCAUCUCUGAAAAAACAAGUAGCAUCACCAAUCGGCUCAAUCGUAUCAGCGAAUUGAUAAACUUUGCAAAAACUGUCAGGAAAGCUGCUGACGAAGAAUGAAUUAAUUACCUUGUAAUUGUAAAUCCAAAUUAUAAAAAAUAAAUAAUUUUGAAUGUUGCUCUAAA